This is a messenger RNA of Arachis duranensis, 1648 nucleotides long. Its product is annotated as pentatricopeptide repeat-containing protein At2g20710, mitochondrial-like. The coding region runs from base 213 to 950 and encodes 245 amino acids. The transcript has 2 exons. NCBI's taxonomy places the organism in Eukaryota, Viridiplantae, Streptophyta, Magnoliopsida, Fabales, Fabaceae. Gene Ontology annotation, cellular component: mitochondrion. Gene Ontology annotation, molecular function: protein binding. The record is from RefSeq and is a predicted model, not a curated record.
UUACACCGAGGACACCGUUUUUCCAGAAGCUUCUUUUGCGCGACUUGUACCGUCGGAUCUUUACGGCUCCUGAAGCGACGUCCUCGGUGGUUCCAAUAAUCGAGAAGUGGAUUAGAGAUGGCGGAACUGUUAACUAUAACAGACUCCUAUCUGUUAUCAGGAAACUCAGAUCACGCAGAAGAUAUAGAAACGCCCUCGAGGUAUCGUCGUGGAUGUUCGAGAAAGGGUCUUCCAAACAUAAAUCUGGAGAUCUUGCAAUAAGACUAGACUUGAUUGGGAAAGUUAAUGGACUUGAAGAAGCAGAAUUCUAUUUUAAUAGCAUUCCGAAGUACUUAAGAACUGGAGAAUGUUACAGCUCUCUUCUUAAUUGCUAUGCUCAUGCUAGGGAUGUGGAUAGAGCAGAGAGCAUCAGGGAGAAGAUGAGAGCUUUGGGUUUUGCAACGUCGAUUUUGUCAAGAAAUGUUUUGCUUAAUCUCUACUAUCAAACACAGAACUAUGACAAAUUGGAAAAUUUGAUAUGUGAAAUGCAAGAAGAGGGUAUUAAUUUCAAUAGCUAUACAUUUGGUACCCUGAUUAGUGCUUACGCUGCCUCUUCUAAUACGGAGGGAAUUGACAAGCUUCUCGCACUGUUAGAGCACAAUCGGAUUUGGUACUGGCAUUUAGAUUGGACUGUUUAUGCUAUUGCAGCCAAUUGUUAUAGGAAACAAGGGCUCUUUGAAAAAGCUUUUAAUGUCUUAAAGAAUUCAGAGAGGCUCAUAACUAACAAAAAGAGGAGAGGGUCCCUUACUUUCCUUAUGACUCGAUAUGCAGCAAUGAUCAAGAAAGAAGAAGUGAUGAGGUUAUGGAAACUUUUAACAACAGGUGGGAAGUUAUACAGUAGAGCUUAUUUAGCUGUAAUUGCUUCAGUUCUUAAGUUUGAGGACUUUGAAAGUGCUGAGAAUAUAUUUUAAGAAUUGGGAAUCUAAAAAUCUGGGUUUUGAUAUUUGGAUUCCAAACGUGAUGAUUGGAGCUUACAGCAAGAAGGGCAAUAUGGAGGCAGCUGAAUCUGUUGUUGAUUGGACAAUCAUAAACAACCGAGAGCCAAAUUCAAAGACUUGGUCCUAUCUCUCAAGUGGGUAUAUUGAACAAGGUAAUUUUUCAAUGGCUAUUGAAUAUAUCAAAGAAGCCAUUUCUGUCUGUUAAGUGGGGCAUCACUGGAUGCCGUUUUGAGAAUUUUGGCCGCCAUUUUUGAAUGCUUGAAAGGUAAAGGAGAUAUGGAAGGAGCAGAGGAGUUGGUAAGGUUACUUAGGAGCAAGGAUCUUGUCUCCCUUGAUGUUCACAAGAAGCUGAUGAAUUGGAUUAAGGAUGUUGAAUCAAACGUGCAUGCAAUUGAUGUGUUGUGCGGAAAUUCACAUAAACAAACAAAUGGAGUUUCAGAAGCCAAAGGAAGACAGGAGCAGCAAUGAUAAGCAAUUCUUGCAAUAGGUCGUGUAUUUGUUGUACACAUCUUUGUAUAUGUAGGUUAGGAUUAUUUUUUGAACCUAAAUGGCUUGCUGUCAUUCAAGGUCUAUGCAUGCGUCUGUGUAAAAUGCUUUGGUUAUUUUUUGUAUAAACACUUAAAUUGAUAGAGUUAUCCAUUUCAAAUAACUGAAAUUUAAAUAUGUACGUG